Hibiscus syriacus is the source of this 6271-nucleotide messenger RNA. RefSeq names its product protein NETWORKED 1D-like. Gene Ontology annotation, molecular function: actin filament binding. The record is from RefSeq and is a predicted model, not a curated record. Lineage: Eukaryota; Viridiplantae; Streptophyta; Magnoliopsida; Malvales; Malvaceae. The transcript has 5 exons. Gene Ontology annotation, cellular component: plasma membrane. The coding region runs from base 500 to 5971 and encodes 1823 amino acids.
CGCCGUCCUUUUUUGUCCUUCUUUUCUUUCCUUUUCCUCAUUGACAACCUUCUCAUAUAGCACCAAAAACCCAGAUAAUAAACCAGCCAGACCAAACCGACAGAAAAAGAAGAAGGAAGCUUGAGUCGUAACAGAGGAUUAUCACUCGAUAAAUGGGUUGAAACAGAGAAAAAGUUGUUCUUUUGUUCAUCAACAGAUGCUUAUAAUCAAAACCCAGAAACCAUUUUUUCUUCAAAAAGAAUAAAAUUGAUCGCAACUUUGUGGUAGUUUUGUACGGUUACUAGGCUGCUCCUUGACGUAUUUGGACCGUUGGAUUAUUAUGAUCAGGAAAUAAGCACAGAGGGCUGAGAGGUUUCAAGAUUUUUAAUUUCUCAAUCUUAAAGUGGGUAGUUUGUAGUAGAAGAAACUUGUUUCGGGUUGAUCCAUCACCGAGUUCUCUGAAUUAAGAAUUCUUAUCCGUGGCCGGAAUCAGGAAUCGGUAUUGUUGAGGACUAAAGUCAUGGCAACUGUGAAGCGUACCGAUUCUAAAGGCAUGUACUCAUGGUGGUGGAACAGCCACAUAAGCCGGAAAAAUUCGAAAUGGCUCCAGGAGAAUCUCACAGAUAUGGAUACAAAGGUCAAGCAAAUGAUCAAGCUCAUUGAAGAAGAUGCUGAUUCCUUUGCUAGGCGAGCAGAGAUGUAUUACAAGAAGCGCCCGGAAUUAAUGAAAUUGGUAGAAGAGUUUUAUCGGGCAUACCGUGCAUUGGCUGACAGAUAUGAUCAUGCAACCGGGGUGAUUCGUCAGGCUCAUCGGACCAUGGCAGAAGUGUUCCCUAACCAAGUUCCCAUGGUAUUUGCAGAUGACAAACCGGGAGUUUCUGCUACUGAUGUAGAUCCCCGUACACCUGAGAUAACACCACUUGUACGUGCAUAUUUGGAGCCUGAUGAGUUGCAGAAGGAUGCUGUUGGAAUCUCUUCACUUUCUACCAAGAGGAUUGCAGCAUUCACUGAAGAAUCUGACUCUCCAGUGGUCAGAAAAGGUCUUAAACAUUUCUUUCAUGAUGUAGAGGAGAAAGAAAGAAGUCUGCAAGACAACGAGGUUUCUGACAUCAGGGUUCGAGUCCCUUCUGAGUCUGAACGAGUGAGUAAAGCUGAGAUGGAGAUUUUUACCUUGAAGAAUGCUCUUGCGAGAUUAGAAGCUGAAAAAGAAGCUGGCCUAUUUGAGUACCAACAGAGCUUGGAGAGAUUGUCCAAUCUAGAGAAAGAAUUCUCUCGUGCAGAAGAAGAUUCCAAGGGGCUUAAUGAACGAGCAAGUCAAGCUGAAGCUGAAGUUCAGACUUUGAAGGAUGCCCUCACCAAAUUAGAGGCCGAAAGAGAAUCUAAUCUUGCACAAUACCAGCAGUGCUUGGAGAAGAUCAAUAAUCUCCAGAAUAGUAUUUCUAAUGCUCAAAAAGAUGCUGGAGAACUGAGUGAGCGAGCUAGUAAAUCCGAGACAGAAGCUCAAGCUUUAAAGCAGGACCUUGCUAGAGUAGAAGCUGAAAAGGAGGAUGCUCUUGCUCGAUACAAGCAGUGUUCAGAGGCAAUAAGCAAUCUGGAAGAAAAACUAUUGAAUGCUCAAGAAAGUGUCAGCAGGAUGGCAGAAAGAGCAGAGAAGGCUGAAAGUGAAGUUGUGACUUUAAAGCAAGUAGUUCUUGAGCUGACCAAAGAUAAGGAAGCAGCAGCUCUUCAGUACCAGCAGUGCUUGGAGAUUUUUGAUAUCCUGGAAAAAAGACUUAAAUGUGCGGAGGAGGAGGCUCAAAAGCUCAAAAGUGAGUUGGAUGAUGGGGCUGAUAAGUUAAAAGGUGCUGAAGUAAGGUGUAGCCUGUUGGAGAAAACCAAUCAGAGUCUGCAUACCGAGGUGGAGUCUUUGGUGAAGAAGAUGGGGGAUCAAAGCCAGGAAUUAACAGAGAAACAGAAGGAGUUGGGGAGACUUUGGACCUCCAUACAAGAGGAACGCCUGAGAUUUAUGGAGGCUGAAACAGCAUUUCAAACUCUGCAGCAUUUGCACUCUCAAUCUCAGGAAGAACUCAGAUUUCUCGCCAUGGAGCUUCAGAACAGGACUCAAAUUUUACAGGACUUUGAAACUCGUAAUCAGGGUUUGGAGGAUGAACUACAGAAGGUCAAGGAGGAGAAUUCGAGCCUGAACGAACUCAGUUUAAGUUCAGCUGUGUCUAUCAAGAAUUUGCAAGAUGAGAUUUUAAGCUUAAUGGAGACUAUAGCAAAACUUGAGGCUGAAGUUGAACUUAGAGUGGACCAAAGAAACGCUCUUCAGCAAGAAAUUUACUGUUUAAAAGAGGAGCUCAAUGACUUAAACAAAAGACACCAGGAUAUGACAGUGCAGCUGGAGUCAGUUUGCUUAAAUCCAGAAAACUUUGCAUCCUCUGUGAAGGAAUUGCAGGAUGAGAACAUGGAGCUUAAAGAUGUCUGCGAAAAAGAAAGAGAUGAAAAGAUGGCCCUCCUGGAGAAGCUGAAAAUCAUGGAGAAACUUAUUGAGAAGAAUGCCCUUUUAGAGAAUUCACUCUCGGAUUUGAAUGUCGAAUUAGAAGGUGUUCGGGGGAGAGUAAAGACGUUGGAAGAAACCUGUCAAUCACUUUUGAGAGAGAAAACCACCCUUGCUGCUGAGAAGGACACACUCAUUUGUCAGUUACAGACUGCAACAGAGAAUCUGGAGAAGUUUUCUGAGAAGAAUAACUUUCUGGAGAAUACCCUUUCUGAUGUUAAUGCCGAACUUGAAGGGUCGAGGGAAAUAUUAAGGAGCUUAGAAAACUCCUGCAUGUUGCUUGAUGAUGAGAAGUCUGGUCUGAUAACAGAGAGAGAAGGUUUGGUUUCUCAGUUGGAUGUCAGUCAGAAAAGGCUGGAAGAUUUAGAGGAAAAAUACAAGGGACUAGAAGAAAAAUAUGUAGUUCUGGAGAAAGUGAGAGAAUCAACACUUCGUGAAGUGGAAGAGCUGCAAAAGUCAUUAGGGGCUGAAAUGCAAAAACAUGCCAGUUUUGUGCAGUUGAGUAAAACCCGAGAAACUGCUAUGGAAUCUCAGAUCCAUUUUCUGCAAGGUGAAAGUCUAUUCAGGAAGAAAGAAUCUGAAGAGGAGCAAGACAAGGCCAUGAAUGCUCAAGUAGAAGUUUUCAUCUUGCAGAAAUGUGCACAAGAUAUGGAAGAGCAGAAUUUGUCCCUAUUGCUCGAGUGUACGAAACUCUUGGAAGCCUCCAAAUUAUCAGAAAAACUUAUCUCUGAAUUGGAGCUUGGAAAUUGUGAAAAGCAGAUGGAGAUAAAAUCCUUAUUUGAUCAAAUUACCAUACUGAGAGUGGGGCUUUAUCAGGUGUUGAGGACUCUUGAUGCUAAUGGUAUCCAUGGUUACGAUGAUAAGAUCAGUCAAGACCAAUCAGUUCUUGAACGUGUAUUUGGCAGACUCCAAGAGAUGCAAAAUUCACUUCUAAAGUCUCUGGAAGAAAAUCAGCAAUUCAUAAUUGAGAAUUCAGUUCUUAUUGCACUGCUCGGGCAACUGAAACUAGAGGCUGAAAAUCUUGCUGCAGUGAAGAAUUCACUGCUCAAGGAGUUGAAUGUUCAGUCUGAGCAGUUUUUGAAGAUGCAGAUCAGAGCUGAAAAACUUGCGGAUAUGAAUGAAGUACUGAGAUCAAAAGUGGUAGAGGGAGGCCAAAGAGAAGAAAGUUUGCAGACUGAAUUGAUGAGUGUUCGUGGGCAACUGUUAGCCUUGCAAAGGCAAUAUCAGACGUCACUGGAAGACAACUGCAAGGUGCUAAAUGAGAAAAGAUCUUUGAUGAAGGAAGUUUUAGACUUGGACAAGCAGAAACAUGAUCUAGAAGAGGAAAACUCUGCUGUAAUUUCUGAAGCGAUAUCUCAAAGUAACAUUUCUCUUAUUUUGAAGGAUAUUAUUGUUGAUAAUUUUGAAGAUAUAAAGUAUCUCAGUGACAAUCUGAGUAAACUCAAAUGUGUCAAUAGUGAUCUCGAGGGAAAAUUGAAGAUAAUGGAGAAGCAGCUUGAAGAUAUACAAAUGGAAAACUCAAAUCUCAAUGAUGCCAUGAAAAAAUUGAACAAUGAACUGGUUUCAGUUAGAUCUGUUGGUGAUCAGUUAAAUGCUGAAGUUGCAAAGAGAAAGGAUUUGCUGUGCCAGAAGGAGAUUGCACUACUGGAAGCAGAACAAAUGCUCGGUGCAAUUCAAGAGGAGAGAGCCCGACUUCAUAAAGUUUUGGAGGAUCUGCAGACUAAAUAUGAGGAGGUCAAGCGGAUAGGAGAAGAUCAAAAGAAGCAAAUUAUGAAACUCUCUGGGGACUAUGAUCAUCAAAGUAAGGAGACUGAAAGCAUUCGUCAGGUCAAUCAGAAACUUGAGGUUGAACUGUUGAUAUUGAACGAGGAACUUGAAGAAAGCAAACAUACGGAGGAGAGUUUGAGCCUUGAACUAGAAAAGGGAAGAAAUGAAGUUGAAAUUUGGGAAACUCAGGCUGCUGCAUGGUUUGGUGAGCUACAUACUUCAGCUGUCCGUGAAGCAAUUUUUGAAGAGAAGGCUCGUGAGCUCAGUAAGGAGUGUGAUGUCCGUGAAAGUAGAAGAAAUUCCAAAGCUAUGGAGGUAGAAGAGCUGGAAAGAAGUGUUAGAAUCUUGGAAAGUGAGAAUGAAGGGCUUAAAGCUCAGUUGGAAGCAUAUGUUCCUGCAAUUGUUUCUCUAAUGGACAGCUUGACAUCUUUGGAGAGUCGAACUCUCCUGCACCCUAAACUUCCCUCAGAUCAUACUGAAUUAAAGGAUGCCGAUCUGGGAGCUGAAUUGCAUGCUGAAAACUCUCAACAAACAAGUGAAGGUCAAAUUGCCCUGGUUCCUGAUGGUUUCUCCGACUUGCAGGGUAUCCAUAUGAGAAUUAAAGCUAUUGAAGAAGCAGUUCUGGAAAUGGAAAAGCUUGCAAUGCUGGAAAACUUAAAUCUCAAUUCCAAACUAGAGAAUGCUACGAAACAGAUUGAAGAGUUAAAAUUUGGAAGCAGCUCUAGUCGAGAAAGUGUUAGAGCAAAGAGGCAGAUAAAUGCUAGACAAGAAGGGGAAGAACUUGGCUAUCGGCUCAGUAACAAUGUCAACGUCCAGAGACCAACUCCUGAAAUAUCUGAGGAAAACGAGAUGAUGACAAAAGAUAUCAUACUUGAUCAGAUAUCUGAGUGUUCAUCCUAUAAUUUAAGUAGGAGAACCGCUGCAGAGAUUGAUGCUCAGAUGUUCGAAUCGUGGGAAACUACCAACUGUGAUGCUAAUGUUGACUUGGAAGUAAGCAAGGCCCAAAAAAUGGCCACUGCACCAACUGACUACCAAAAAAUUGGAACAGUGAAGGCACGCAAAGGCAGAACUCCGUCUACAGAAUCUCUUGUGAAGGAGUUGGGUGUAGAUCAAGAGAGUUCUAAUAGAUUUUCAGAGCCCAACCACGACGGAAGCAAGAGGAAGAUUUUGCAAAGACUUGAUUCUGAUGCAAAAAAGUUGGCUAACCUUCAAAUAACUGUGCAGGACCUGAAGAAGAAGGUAGAGAUAACCGAGACAAGCAAUAAGGGGAAAGGAAUUGAAUAUGGUACAGUGAAAGAGCAGCUAGAAGAAGCUGAGGAAGCCAUCAUGAAGCUAUUUGAUGUGACCCGCAAUUUCAUAACACAUGUUGAAGAUGGUUCCUGGUCUUUUGAUGUGAAAUCUGCACUAGAACCAGAUGAUAAUUUGAAUGUAACGAGGCGGAGAAUAUCAGAACAAGCUCGAAGGGGGUCUGAAAAGAUUGGCCGGUUGCAGUUGGAGGUGCAGAAGAUACAGUUUCUCUUAUUGGAUAUUGAUGAUAAACAAAAAAGCAAAGCACAAACCAGAAUUUCUGAGUACAAAAGAAGAGUUUUAUUGCGGGACUAUCUUUAUGGUGGGGUAAAAACCAGUCAGAAGAAGACGAAAUCACACUUUUGCUCAUGCGUGCAACCCCCAACUAAAGAAAAAUGAGGCUAUCACUCGUCAUCGGCACAAUACAUUUUAAGUAGUUUACCAGUAAUUUAACUUAAGUUGCAUUGUCCAUAAAUCUGUCUUACUAGUUGUGUUUUACUUAUAUUUAUUUUCUUAUACAAGCAUUCUUCUUCUUUUACUUUUUAAGAGAUUUCCUGCUGUAUAUUACAGGCACUAUCUCAUUGAAGAAGCUGCACUUUUAUAGCCUAAAAGUUUCCUUCUGUAUAUGUGUUUUUACUUUGGCAUAAAUAUGGAUUUCAAUACCAACUAUUUUCUUCAAAAUCGAUAUAUGUUGGUUUC